Molecule: messenger RNA, 1316 nt
Organism: Lathyrus oleraceus (garden pea)
Lineage: Eukaryota; Viridiplantae; Streptophyta; Magnoliopsida; Fabales; Fabaceae
Product: 2-oxoglutarate-dependent dioxygenase 19
Exons: 4
Coding region: 63-1094 (343 amino acids)
Source: RefSeq, a predicted model, not a curated record
UGUUAUUUAUAUCCAAACCUGCACUCUUCUCUAUUUCAUUCUCAUCCAAACACAAAAACAACAUGUUAAGUCUUAAAUGUUUAGUGGAAUCAAACUCUCUAAAGUCGAUUCCUUCAAAGUAUAUCUGUCUCAACAAAAAUGAAGAACAUGAUUCCAUAUUGUUAAAUGAAACAGAGAAUGUUCCAAUCAUUGAUUUUUCUCAGCUCAUAUCGGUUGAUUUUAAUAUCCGUUCCAUGGCUAUUCAAAAACUAGGUGAUGCAUGUCGCGAUUGGGGUUUCUUUAUGUUAAUAAAUCAUGGAGUAUCGGAGAAGUUGAGAGAUGAAGUGUUAAGAGGAAGCCAAUGUUUUUUUGAUCUAUCAAGUGAAGAUAAAAAGGAAUAUAUUGGUGAAAAACUAUUUGAUCCAAUUAGAUGUGGAACAAGCUUCAAUAUCAAAGUUGAUAAAACUCUCUAUUGGAGAGAUUAUCUCAAAUGCUAUGUUCACCCUCAAUUGCAUGUUCCCAACAAACCCAUUGCUUUUAGUGAAACUUUAGAGGAAUAUGUGACAAAGAGCAGAGAACUAAUUGGAGAAUUGCUAAAAGGAAUAUCUAUGAGUUUGGGCCUAGAAGAAAAUUACAUACACAAAAUGAUGAAUGUAGAUAUGGGCUCCCAGUUGCUUGUUAUAAACUAUUACCCACCUUGCCCUAAGCCCGAACUUGUCAUGGGCUUACCAGCUCACACAGAUCAUGGGCUUUUAACUCUCUUGAUGCAAAAUGAGCUUUGUGGGCUUCAAAUUGAACAUAAUGGCAAGUGGAUUCCUGUUAAUCCUUUACCCAACUCCUUUCUCAUCAAUACUGGAGAUCAUUUGGAGAUACUUACGAAUGGAAAAUAUAAGAGUGUUGUUCAUCGUGCUUUGGUGAUGAAUAAGAAAAGUGCGAGAAUUUCUGUUGGUACAGCACAUGGGCCUACACUUGACACCAUUGUCACCCCUGCACCAGAGUUGCUUAGUAAGAACAAUCCAUCAACAUAUCGUGGCAUUACUUAUAAAGAUUAUUUGCAACUUCAACAGAGUCGUGAAUUAGAGAGAAGAUCUUGUUUGGAUUAUAUUCGAAUUUGAAUUGAAACAUUAUUAUUAUACUUAGAUGAGUAAGUUUGAUCUUAUUUUAAUUAUAAGAUAAUGUAUGGAAUUGUAAUUUAGUGUGUGUUUUUGUAAUAAGAUUUUAAAUAUCUUUAUAAUUUCAAAGAUAAGUAAAUUUUUAUUUAAUUUAAGAAAAAUGCUAUGUAGUAUGAAGAGACUAUCUCAUGAAAAUUAAAAAUUAAAAGUUUAUUUGAUUGGUUA